AAAGUUUCUACUUUUAGAGGGGAGUGAGGGGCACGCGCUUCAAAGGGUAGAAGAAGAAGAGCAGUGGCAACCGCAUAUUUUGGUGAUCAUGAAUUCUGGUGACUUGCCAAACCUCUCCAAUUAUAGCAAAACAAAGCACUCCCUUGUCAUGUUAUCUCUCACCCCAAUUUGACCUCUCUUUCUCUGUCUUUCCUAGCUACCUACUAGCUGCCCUCUCACUCUAACUUUAUCUACAGUGUUAACUUGAGUUCUCUUUUCCUGGAAAAGAAAAUCUGAUGAUCUGAUCUUCUCUUUAAGCAUAUUUCAGAUAUCAAUUACCAAUAACUGCGUUUCUUGCAGACUGCACUCAUUUUUUAACCAGAAUCUUGUGUUCUCCCUUUCAAGUUUUAUUUUUUUUUUACAACUUUCGUUAAUUAUACUAUCAAUUUCAAAACCCUCUCUCACUGGGAGCCCAUGCAAUUUCUUGCUUUCUGAUCCCCUUUUUGGUUAUUCUUGUGUUCCAUUUUCACAAGAGAUUCCCAUUCUUGAAGAGGCAAAGAGGAUAACAACAAGGUUUCAUCACUUUUCCAUUUCAAGGCCUGCUCACCUGAACAACAAGGAACUGUUGCCUCUCUCUCUCUAGGGUUCGUCCUCAAGUCAUCACGUUCCUCAAAGUAAGCAACAAGGGGAAAUUUAGAAACUGUAGUAAGACACCCACAAAGAAGAGCUGCAGCCUACAGCAAAGCAAAUCUCUUACCAGGAUCCAGAUAGAGACAGCAGUAAAACCCUAAUCCCAUCUCCCAUAUCAUCUUUUUUACAUGGAUUUGGCGUCUUCUUCAUCAAACCCAACACUUCCAUCCCCAGUAAUGGGUGGCUCGAUCACUUCCUCCAACACUCCCACUACACCAACUGCAACGCUUUCCCCAUCUUCCACUCCGAGUCGCUAUGAGAACCAGAAGCGCAGAGACUGGAAUACUUUCUGUCAGUAUCUUAGGAAUCACAGGCCCCCUCUUUCGCUUCCCAUGUGCAGUGGUUCCCAUGUUCUUGAGUUUCUUACGUACCUCGAUCAAUUCGGCAAGACUAAAGUCCACAAUCAAACUUGUCCAUUUUUUGGCCUUCCUAAUCCACCAGCACCUUGUCCAUGCCCUCUCCGCCAGGCUUGGGGAAGCCUUGAUGCACUGAUUGGAAGACUCAGAGCAGCCUAUGAGGAGCAUGGAGGGAGGCCUGAAGGCAACCCAUUUGGUGCAAGAACAGUGAGGAUUUACUUGAGGGAGGUUAGGGAUUUUCAGGCAAAAGCAAGGGGAGUUAGCUAUGAGAAGAAGCGAAAAAGGCCUAAACCAAAAGCAAAACCAACACCACAAGAAGCACCACCACCUGAUUCAGGUGCAGGCUAGUGAAAGAACAAGAACAAGCCUGAACAUUGAAGCUAUAUAUAUGAUGUGGGCUCAGUGCAGCUUUAUCCAUAUAUGGGUAUUAUUUUUCUACUCUUCCUUUUUUUUUAUUCUAUAAAGAGAUGGCUAUAUAAUGAAGUUUGCUUUAUGUUUGGAUUUGUGGGUACCAUUUGAACUACUCUUUAAGAGACAAUCGGACUGGCAAUGAGCUAGUACAAGUAGUAGUGCUUGCGUAAUAGUGAAUCUAGUGACUAAAUUAUGUGCAGACAUGAAAUUUGUCCUUUGAACAUAUAAUCUAAGUGCUUGUUAGAUGUA
Molecule: messenger RNA, 1685 nt
Organism: Manihot esculenta (cassava)
Lineage: Eukaryota; Viridiplantae; Streptophyta; Magnoliopsida; Malpighiales; Euphorbiaceae
Product: protein LIGHT-DEPENDENT SHORT HYPOCOTYLS 1
Exons: 1
Coding region: 798-1373 (191 amino acids)
Biological process (GO): mRNA transcription; response to light stimulus
Cellular component (GO): nucleus
Source: RefSeq, a predicted model, not a curated record